AUGAGGGAUAUGAAGCCGAAAGAAGACUACGAUUUCGUAGAAGACCCUCAGGCCCAAACUGGAUGGAUGCCUGCAUGGAUGGCACCAAAGACGAUCGGCAAUGGACCGACGUGGAAUCGUCAGCCAACAACAGGAGCAUUAGGUGAUAACUUGGUAAAAUUCAAAACCGGCCCAAGGCACGUAACCACAUAG
This is a messenger RNA of Babesia bigemina, 192 nucleotides long. RefSeq lists its product as hypothetical. NCBI's taxonomy places the organism in Eukaryota, Apicomplexa, Aconoidasida, Piroplasmida, Babesiidae. The coding region runs from base 1 to 192 and encodes 63 amino acids. The record is from RefSeq and is a predicted model, not a curated record. The transcript has a single exon.